Messenger RNA from Fusarium poae, 975 nucleotides. RefSeq lists its product as uncharacterized. The transcript is spliced from 2 exons. Gene Ontology annotation, cellular component: endoplasmic reticulum membrane. Gene Ontology annotation, biological process: lipid droplet organization; lipid storage; phospholipid biosynthetic process. Lineage: Eukaryota; Fungi; Ascomycota; Sordariomycetes; Hypocreales; Nectriaceae. Bases 1 to 975 code for a protein of 324 amino acids. The record is from RefSeq and is a predicted model, not a curated record.
AUGGUUACCACUCGUCGCGCUGCAAAGGCGGCCCCUGAAGAGAAUAUCGUCAUGGACUCUCCCAUGCGCACUACGACGCCACGCACCUCGCCCUUCCUUCCGACACCUCUUGAAAGAGCUGGACUCAUCGUCUUUCCCGCGAUGUUGAUCUUUGGCACUAUUUUCUCCAUCAUCUCACCCCAGACACGCGCCGCUCCCUACGAUCCCGUCACGCAAUCGCAUCUUCAAGACCCAAGCUUUUCGCCAAGCUAUUUUGCGCGCAAGUCCAACCUGUUCAACGUCUUGUUCGUCAAGAGAGGCUGGGCCUGGAUUACCGCUGCUUUCUUCGCCUUUGUGUUCAGUCACCCCAGCACGGCAAAUCUGGAACGACGUGCCCGGGCUAUCUUCCGAUGGUUUGCUGUUACAUCCACGUGGUUUCUUGUUACUCAGUGGUGUUUUGGUCCUGCUUUGAUCGAUCGAGGUUUCCGAUGGACAGGUGGUCGCUGCGAGCUCGCUAGAAGGGAGGUCGAGUUUGGCGUCGACAGUGUUGGGGACAAGGUCACAGCUGUGGCAUGCAAGGCUGCUGGUGGAAAGUGGAAGGGCGGUCAUGACAUAUCGGGUCAUGUCUUCCUCCUCACUCUUGGCACUGCAUUCCUCAUGCAGGAGGUCGGCUGGGCUAUCUUGAGGUGGUCUGGAAAGCGAAACGAGGAGCGAUGUGUGGUCAUGUCUGAUGGAGCACUCAAGAGCGCCAACGUCGAGGCUGACCAUGCUAUGGGUGAAGGCGCAGCGCAGCCUGCACUUGGCCUUGGUGGCAAGUUUGCCGUUGGAGUCAUGGGCCUUAGCUCUUGGAUGCUGCUCAUGACAGCUAUUUACUUCCAUACCUGGUUUGAGAAGUUUACUGGACUCCUCACCGCCGGUACUGCCUUUUACGUUGUCUAUAUAGUACCUCGAUUUGUGCCUGGUGUGAGACAGAUCGUUGGUCUUCCUGGCAUAUGA